Oreochromis aureus is the source of this 1950-nucleotide messenger RNA. Its product is annotated as DEP domain-containing protein 7-like. Gene Ontology annotation, biological process: intracellular signal transduction. The transcript is spliced from 12 exons. The record is from RefSeq and is a predicted model, not a curated record. NCBI's taxonomy places the organism in Eukaryota, Metazoa, Chordata, Actinopteri, Cichliformes, Cichlidae. The coding region runs from base 101 to 1930 and encodes 609 amino acids.
CGCCAGAGAAGGCGCUUGUUUGGUUGGAGGCGCUUUCAUUGAUUGCUUCCUCCUGCUUUUAUACCCGCCCAUUCUCAGCUCUUUGUAAUCAGUCAGAAGCAUGGCUUCAAUAAAAGAAAGAGCCGCGGCGCUGAACCUUGCGGAGAAAUUGUGCGUGCGUAAUCAAGCUCCUUGUGUGGCCUCCAAGCCAGUCCAGUCUUCCACCAUGUGGAGCAGCCUUAUCUCCCACCUGAAGUCUACUGUGACUGUGAAGCGCAGACGAGUCCUCCUGAAAUCCCACAGUGACUGUUUCCUUGGCUCAGAGGGUGUGGAUGUACUGGCAGAAUACAUUGCUAAAGUGAAGGGCUUUGAGGGUUCCAUCGUGUCUCGGGACAAAGUGGUGUGUGUGUGCCAGGCGCUGUUGGAGUGCGGCGUGUUUGAGGCAGUGGGAACCAAAGUGCUGGGAAAAGACAGGAAACGGGAUGUGUUUCAGGACAGCAAGAGCGCUCUUUACAGGUUUGUAGGCACAUCUACUCCUUCAGUAGAUGAGUUGGAAAAAGGUGUGCUUGUGAAUGGGAUCCAAAAGUUCUUCACCUGUGCUCCUUCAGACAGGCAGGACGAGCAGACAUGUCCCCCUGCAUCGCUUGUUGAUAUGUCCACCCCAGUCCUCUUCACUCAUACUUCCAGCCAGCUAGAUGCUUCCGCCACUAGCAGCCAAUCACUGGAGCUGCCAAUGAACAGUCUGAGUCUGAGUCCGUGCAGGGUACAGACAGACACGGGUUUACCGCAAUCAUGCUGCAUUUGGGGGGACAAAAGGCAGCAAUACACCUGCACAGGCUGCAACUCAAUUAGAGCUUGGUUCCUCUGGCUCGUUCCUGCAGUGGUGGAUGAGGUGUGGCAGGAGCAGACCCUGCUCAGGCUGUUAAACCUGGUGGAGAUCCCUGUGCUGGAAGGCGUGCUUCAGUGCAGGCAGAGUCCAUCCUCUCCAUCUCCAGCCAACCUGGCACACAGUAACCCAGACUUGAUCUACAGCAACAACCACCUGGACCGACAGAUCCUCAAGGCCUUCCGAGACUCUCAGGAAGAUGAGUGGCUCUGUGCAGCUUUGGACUGUUUGGACUUCCUGCCUGACCAGCCGGUAGUGGAGCUGAGCAGGGAGCUGCCUCAUUGUUUCCCUCAAGAUGAUGAGAGCUGUGACCCAGAACCAGCUGGUCUCAGCGUCCAAGAAAGAGGUGACAACAGUGCAGAGCACCCACAUCUCUCCCCAAGUGGCUUGGCCCAGUGUCAGCUGCUGCUAUAUGGGACUCUGGUCAAACACUACAGCAACACAAACAGGCCUCCACUUCUGCCGCAGCACAUGACUGACAUCUAUACGGCCAUCACCGAGCUGCUCGUAAAUGCUAAAUUAGAUAAGGCUCUCGAGGCUUUGCAACUGUGUCUGAAGCUGCUGCCGCACAGCAGCAGAGAUGAGCUCCGUGGGCUGCUUAUCUUCAUGUCUCUGGCAGCUGACCCACAUGGGAUUAAAGUGGACAAGGAGAUUGAGAACAGGCUGGCAGUGAAGAGGUCUUUCUCCAGGGCGAUCCUACACAGCAAGGCUCUCUCCAAAGAGAAAGAAGAUCUUAUGUUGGUCUUUAUGCUAAGCAAUGUUAAAGAAAUCUUCAAGAUACCAGGGGCUCUGCACAAAGUAGUGAGUGACAAGCUGGCUUGCCUCGUACAGGAGAAACAGCCGGAUGUGACGGGUUCUACAUUCUGUCAGCAGGUCGACAGGAACACUUUACAAAACUCUACAAAAAACACCACCAACCAAGCGCUGUGGGUCCUCUUAAACAACAUCCACCUGGAUACCAAGAUCUCAGCCAAGGAGAAAAAGCGUCUUCUUAGACAGUUUCACCUUUCCCACCCAGAAAUAUUUAACCAGUACUUUGGUGACUCUGCCUUCAGUGUGCUGUAGAUCUGUGCAGAUUUGUCUCU